GACAGCGGUGUCAAUACAAAGCUCAUUGAGAAAAGAUAGGAAGAUAAAAUAGUUAACCCGUUCGUUGCUUCAGUCGCGAUAUCUGAAAAGUUGAAAAUCUAAUUCACGUAGUUAGUAUCUUUCUGCUUCCAUACAACGCGCAGUUUACAAUUGGUUCAAAUGAGUCUUGGUCAAAGGUGCAGUACUUUGAUUGAUUGAUAUUCAGUGACCGAGUGUGGCUUCACUUGCUUAGUUAAUAUUCGACGGGGCUUACAAAUGUAUCUUAUCUAAUCUUUCCUGUCAUCAAUGUAAGGUUGGUUACUCGGGAAUUCAGAUAGUGCAAGAUCAUUCGUUAGAACUGUUUACAAGUCGGAGAACCUGAUUCACAAGUGUGACUGCACGCGGAGCUUUGGUCAAGAUUACUAUUCUGAUCGUGGUCGGGGAAGUGUAUUCUAAGUUUCACACUGCAUUUAUGCAAAAGAUAGAUUUGUUGAACAAAAGUAUUCAAGUGCAAUUAAGUGCUAAUCAAGUAAUUGGUUAGCGCAUUAGUAACAAGGUCGCUUAAAUUAUACAGUGUUCAGUGUGUGCGCCAUUUGAUAGUAAGAUUCCGGCUGGAAAAACUGUUCGUGAUCUCGGUAUCUUCAAGCGGAAUUGCAUUGACGGCAUUACACGCCUGCGACUUAGAUUCCGUAUCUUAUACUAACCGUUGCUAUGAGCGACCAAACUUCUGAAAGUUCCAUUUCCGAAUAUCUAAACGAUGGAUACAUACAUAAAAUCCUUAAUGCCUACGAAAAACAGGAAGUUGAAAUUCUAAAAUACGAAGUAGAAUCAGCAACCAAAAAAGGUGAAAACUUUGCAAGUUCGCUAUCUCGACUACGAAUGCAAUAUUGUCUGGGACAAAAUGGACACACAAAAACCUUAACAACCAUAGUGAAGUCUCGUUUAGGAGGCGAAGUCCUAGCUGAGAUUGAGAGCGAAUUCAGUAUUUUUGAUAGAGAAUCGCAAGUCUAUAAGAUUAUCCUGGGAGAAUGCGAGGAUAUGCUAAAAAGUAUUGGGGAUGAUACACAUUUUGGACCAAGAGCCAUCUAUGUGGAUGAUCGAAUCAUAGUUCUUGAAGACCUAAAGGAACAAGGAUACACCAUGGAAAAUGUUCGAAAAGGAUUAAACAAGGAGCACUGCUCUCGAAUCUUAGAAAAACUAGCGAAAUUCCAUGCUACCACAAGGGUAUUAUACUGUAAGAAACCUGAACUAUUCAAAUACCACAUUGUAGGAAAUAUUGGUGAGGUCCGUACUCCAUUGCAUACAAUUUACGAGAAUACAAUAGAAACAUGUACAAAGUUUGUUAGCUCCAAAGAAGAUUUAUCUCAGUAUGCUAACAAAUUAGAAACAUAUGGAAAAGAUAUCAUCAAAAAAUUAAUUAACAUUUUCUCCAGAGAUCCAAAUGGAUUCAAUGUUUUAAAUCAUGGAGAUAUGUGGGUUAAUAAUUUCCUAUUUAAAAGUGACGGAAAAGAUUUGGAUGUACUUUUUGUUGACUUUCAAGAAGGAUUUUUCGGCUCUCCUGGUAUCGAUUUCAAUUAUUUCAUAUACUCAUCCUGGUCAGAUGAUGUUUUUCGAAAUCACCGUAAAGACUUAAUUAAAUUGUACUUGAAAACAUUGCAAGACACUUUGAAGAAAUUAGGGGAUGAUAAUCUUCCAAGCUUAGAAAUUAUUAACAAAGAAAUUCAUUCUAAAGGAGAUCAUGGACUCAUAACCGCUUGCUGCAUGUACCCUAUUCUAACAACAGAUCAUCCAGAUUUAGCUGAUCCUGCAAUAUUUGUAUUAAAUGAUGAGGAAUCCAAGGAAACGCGAAUGAAAGUAUUUGAUUCAAAUAAUUAUUAUAAUCAUUUGAAACUAAUUCUGCCAGAAUUUGUUGAGAGCAAAUUUUUAUAAUUAUGAAUAUUUUAAGAAAAAUUAGAUUUUUAGUUAAUUUCAAAUGCAAAUACCAUGUUUUCCACGUUUUGUAUUGUUGACAAUGAUGAAAUAUAAAAAUUCCUAAUUAAUUA
Molecule: messenger RNA, 2021 nt
Organism: Hermetia illucens (black soldier fly)
Lineage: Eukaryota; Metazoa; Arthropoda; Insecta; Diptera; Stratiomyidae
Exons: 6
Coding region: 691-1908 (405 amino acids)
Source: RefSeq, a predicted model, not a curated record